UAAUACGGUUCUCGUGUCAUGCAAUAUGGUGAUAUAGGGCUUAGCAAGGGAAGUCUCUUUGCAUACUUGGGUACAAAUCCUUCUAAUGAUAACUUCACCUUCGUUGACGAAAACUCGUUGCAACCACCUACAAAAGCUGUUAGUCAGCGUGAUGACGAUCUUGUCCAGUUUUGGCACAAGUAUCGCAGGGCACCCGAGGGCUCUGCUAGGAAGGUGGAAGCCCAAAAGGAGUUUGUUGAAGCCAUGUCUCAUAGAAUGCAUAUAGACAACAGUGUGAAACUCAUUGGCAAACUUUUAUUCGGCAUCGAAAGAGGACCGGAAGUUUUGAGCGCCGUUCUACCAGCUGGCCAACCACUCGUCAACGACUGGAAAUGCCUUGAGAAAAUGGCGAGGACUUUCGAGACACAUUGUGGAUCCCUAGCCCAGUACGGGAUGUAACACAUGCGAUCCCUUGCAAACAUCUGCAAUGCCGGAAUUCAGAC
Hibiscus syriacus is the source of this 482-nucleotide messenger RNA. Its product is annotated as vacuolar-processing enzyme-like. The record is from RefSeq and is a predicted model, not a curated record. Lineage: Eukaryota; Viridiplantae; Streptophyta; Magnoliopsida; Malvales; Malvaceae. Gene Ontology annotation, biological process: vacuolar protein processing. The coding region runs from base 19 to 438 and encodes 139 amino acids. Gene Ontology annotation, molecular function: cysteine-type endopeptidase activity. The transcript is spliced from 3 exons.